Molecule: messenger RNA, 2558 nt
Organism: Nelumbo nucifera (sacred lotus)
Lineage: Eukaryota; Viridiplantae; Streptophyta; Magnoliopsida; Proteales; Nelumbonaceae
Source: RefSeq, a predicted model, not a curated record
UUUCGAUUGAUUUCUUAUAUUCGUUUGAACAUUUCUUUUAGAGAUUCCUGGAAUUUGGUCUUCAGUGAUUUCCAAUUUCGGUUUCAAUUCAUAUAGUGGGGACUGGGAAGAAGAUUUUCUUGUUUAUGUGACGAAAUUUUGUUUUUAUUAGAAAAAUCUGUUGCUUUGCGUGAAUUGUAUCUCUGAAUCACAAUUUCAUUGUCUUGUUUGAUGGUGGUUUAAGGUUUUUUCUUUCUAUGCUUUUGGAGGGACAUAAUGUUUCUUUUUUUCAUUUUCCUUUGCUACAAAGGGAUUUUUCUUUCAGCAUUUUUUUGUGUGAAAGGUUGGAGUUUUGACAUUUCUGGAAGGGGGAGAAUCUCUGAAUUUGUUUAUUGUGCCUGAAGGUUGAACCUUCUCUUUCCAAGAACUCGAGAAGGUAGGCAUACUCCGCAUUUUUCAUAAUAUUAGAGAACUGACCAUAGUUCUUUACCUACAUCCGUAUUAGUCAUCAGUAGAGAGAAUUUCUCAAGCAAACAACCAAUGGAAGACUCAAAGCCUGAACUCAUACCAGCUUUUCAGAUACAGUGUCAAUGGUGCCCAUAUAUCCUAAGAUUUUUCUCAUGCCACUACUGUAGCGCAUUCUGAACACAUGGUUGGGUCCGUGAAGUUCAACCUAGAUAGCUCCCCUGAUUCCCCAAUUUCAAUUCACUCUGACUGUGAUACUUUUACUUCAUUGAGCAAUAGCCUGGAGCAGUACAGUUCAACAGAGAACCUUUCAGGGAAUAUUAGUCCUUCCCGUAAUUCCUCACUUGAAAUCAACAGCUCUUUUCCCAGGAUUAUCCCUUCUCCUGUCCAUCUUCCAGACAGUGCAGAGCUCUAUUCUGGUGGGAGUUCACUUUCAAAGGAUGCAAACCGUGAUCACAGUAUGAAAAACACCUUACAGGAACUAGAGAACGUUCUAAUGUGUGAUGCUUAUGAAGAUGAGUUAACCACUUCCGGGAAUAAGUGGUUGCAAAUCUCGACUCAGAGAUCAAAGGACUGGAGCUGGGAAUCUCUCCAGAGAUCGCAUGUGAUUCAACCUCAACCCUACCUUGCUUCCAGGAAUCUGAGGUUGGGUGCUGGAGUUGAUGCUGAGAAACGUCAUAGGGCAACUGAGACAUCCUAUCAGGAAAUUGUGCAGACUGAUGUGAAGCAAUUGUUAAUCAAGUGCGCAAGGGCUCUCAAUGAAAAGAGAACAGAUUAUUUCAUGAGGUUGGUCCAACAUACCAGGGGUGUUGUAUCCAUCUCUGGAGAACCAAUCCAGCGUCUUGGUGCUUACAUGUUAGAAGGGCUGGUGGCGAGAAAGGAGGCAUCAGGCACAAACAUCUACCGUGCAUUGAAGUGUAGAGAGCCAGAGAGCCAAGAUUUGCUCUCAUACAUGCAAAUUCUGUAUGAAAUCUGCCCAUACCUUAAGUUUGGUUACAUGGCAGCCAAUGGGGCAAUAGCAGAAGCAUUCAGAACUGAAGAUCGGGUUCACAUCAUAGACUUUCAUAUUGCUCAGGGAACACAGUGGCUGACUCUGAUACAAGCACUGGCAGCAAGGCCAAGUGGACCUCCUCAUGUGCGGAUCACUGGGAUUGAUGAUGCAGUAUCUAAGUAUGCCCGUGGAGGCAGUUUAGAGUCAGUUGGGAAGAAGUUUGCAGCUAUUUCUCAGAAAUUGAAAAUUCCUGUUGAAUUCCAUGCUGUGCCAGUCUUUGCAGCAGAUGUAACACGAGAUAUGCUUGAUGUGAGAGCUGGGGAAGCAGUGGCUGUGAACUUCAACCUGCAGCUCCACCACACACCUGAUGAGAGUGUUGAUGUGAAUAAUCCAAGGGAUGCACUACUGAGAGUGUUGAAGUCACUUUCUCCCAAGGUAGUCACCUUGGUUGAGCAGGAGUCCAACACAAACACGACCCCAUUCUUAACAAGGUUUGUGGAGACCUUGAAUUUUUACUCAGCAAUGUUUGAGUCAAUUGAUGUGACUCUUCCAAGGGAUAGAAAGGAUCGGAUCAGGGUGGAACAGCACUGCUUAGCCAGAGACAUUGUCAACAUAAUUGCUUGUGAGGGGAAGGAGAGGGUGGAGCGGCAUGAACUUCUUGGUAAGUGGAAAUCUAGGUUUAUGAUGGCAGGGUUCCAGCCAUAUCCCCUGAGUUCUUACGUCAACUCUGUCAUAAGGGAUUUUCUGAGGAGCUACUCAGAGCACUAUACACUAGUGGAAAAGGAUGGGGCCAUGCUCUUGGGCUCGAAGGCUAGGAACUUGAUCUCGGCUUCUGCCUGGCAUUGAUGACUUGAACAAUUUACUAUGGUCGAGUCGACUGUUAGACAAACUAAUACGGAAUUAUAGAUUAAUUAGCCUAUUUUUUAUUAGAUAUAUCUAUGCUUCUUCCCUAAUUAGUGAUUCAGAUUUUUAUUUUUAUUUUUUUUUGUCGUUACAAUUUCAGGUAUAGGAGGAGUUCAUGCUUUUUAUGUAUUACUUAAUUUGUCUAGAAUACUUGCAUUUUUGUAAAAUAAAUGUUGGUUUUGUAUGAAAUUUUUGGGUUAAGUAUUUCAUUGUUCUUUUC